Acipenser ruthenus (sterlet) is the source of this 913-nucleotide messenger RNA. Its product is annotated as polyamine-transporting ATPase 13A3-like. The transcript is spliced from 5 exons. NCBI's taxonomy places the organism in Eukaryota, Metazoa, Chordata, Actinopteri, Acipenseriformes, Acipenseridae. The record is from RefSeq and is a predicted model, not a curated record. The annotation marks the transcript as partial.
AGAAAAACGUAUAUAUUACAUUUUAAGUAGGUGUUUUAAAUCCUAAUAAUAAUAAUAAUAAUAAUAAUCAGGUUUUAUUUUUUCAAUACAAGCGGAUGAGACCGCUUGCACUACAAUUCCUGAUACUAAUAAACUACAUUUCCCGUGGUGCCCUUCUCCCAGGUUCCGUGACGUGGGUGACGUUGCGAGGGGGCGUGUGUUAGAGAGACAGACAGACACACCUCCACAGGGCAGGCAGCUUCACUAACAGAGAACGAGGCGACCUUUCUGCGAAAUUCAUCCGACCAUCAAGGGGGUUUUUGGGGGACUCGAAAGCCGCAUUUUUUUUUUUUUGCCGAAGCUUUUAUACCGGGAUAAUCAGGAGAGUAUGAUAUGUUGAUCCAGACUCGGUUGCUCAGCAGACUGUCCAGUUUGAGGAGGGUGUGGGCGGUGGAUCGAGGUCCUUUCAGCUGACAUUGUGACCCCCAUCGCGGGUUGUGGAGCAGGAGGGAGGUUCACAGGAAGGAGAGAUGGAGAGAACGCAGACCAAAUACAUCAACCGAGGGGAAGAGGAUGAGAUGGAGGUGUGGGGGUUCCUGCCCUGCCGCUGCAGGCUCCUGCUCCUCCUCUUGGGGGUGCUGUGCUCAGGGGGGUUCCUGCUGCUGGUUCUGUUCUGGGUGCCGGAGUGGAGCGUGCGCUGGACCUGCCGGCCGGUACCGCUGAGCCAGGCCCGGGUUCUACUGCUCAGAACCACGGAUGAGUUCGGGUCCUGGUUUCGGGUUCAGGUUCACACUCUGCUGGCCCCUGGCAGUGACCCCUGGGGACCCCGCAGAAAGGGGCGGAGCCUGCUGGAGAGGUUGAGGGGGAGGGGCCAGAGGGCAGGGACUGCGAGGAGGGGCUACUGCCCAAGACACGCCCACCUCAGAACUGUGAG